Messenger RNA from Lachancea sp. 'fantastica', 1749 nucleotides. Lineage: Eukaryota; Fungi; Ascomycota; Saccharomycetes; Saccharomycetales; Saccharomycetaceae. The record is from the annotation of a GenBank genome assembly.
AUGUCUGCUUUGGCCAAAUUUUUGGAAAAACUGGAGGUCAAGAGGAGUGGACUUCCGGUAUCAACGUUGCGUAAUCCAGAUCUGGAACCUAUUCCACACAUAAAGCGACAAUGGGCGUUUUGGUCAUUUUUCGCCUAUUACGGACUUCCCAACGUCUCAGCAGCGACAUUUAGUAUUGGAUCCGCACUCUUGAGUCUGGGUCUGAACAUCAAGCAGUCUAUCGGAACCAUUAUCGUGGGCAACAUCGUCAUCACCUUGUACACAAUUAUGAAUUCCAAUCCGGGCUUCAAAUACCAUAUCGGAUACACGUUGGAGCAGCGCAUGUUGUUCGGGAUUCGAGGGUCUAUAAUCGGUAUUAUCAUCAGAGUCGGUCUCUCCGUGGUGCUUUAUGGCUAUUUGGCAUGGUUAGGAGCACUGUGUCUUAACCUGGUCUUUAGUUCGUGGUCAAAAUCGUACAUGAACAUGAAGAACACGUUUCCGGAGUCUGUGCCCAUGACCACACGCGACUGCGUAGCUUUUCUGAUCUUUCAGCUCAUCCAAAUGCCCUUUAGCUUUGUGAAACCACGGAAGAUCAACACCAUGGGUAUCGUCUUCUGUUUCAUGGCUAUGUGUUCCGUCAUUGGGAUCCUCGCUUAUACAGUCUCCACUAACGGCGGACCGGGGCCAUUAUACUAUAAGAGUCAGGAACUAUCUGCAAAUCAACGUGCUUGGACAUGGCUUUUGGCUAUUACCGUCUGGUAUAGUGGCAUGUCCCCGGUGAUUGCAAACCAAUCGGACUAUUCCAGGUAUGGAUCACACAAUAUCAAAAUGCAGAUCGGCGUCGCUCUUGGAGUUUUCAUAACAGGAACAUUGGCUCCCGUAGCUGGUAUGUUCAGCGCUUCAGCCACAGAACAACUGUAUGGUGAGGCUCUCUGGCUUCCUACAGAUAUGGCACUCAAAUGGCUUCAGGACGGAUACACGGCUAAGGCACGCUGCGCAGUGUUUUUCAUUGGUUUGAGCUUUACCGGAACGCAACUAGUGGUUAAUAUGACCCAAAACGGCUACGCGUGUGGGAUGGACCUCGCAGGGCUUUUCCCCAAAUAUAUCGAUAUCACGCGCGGUACGCUAUUCGUUCAAAUUAUAUCUUGGGUAGUUCAACCAUGGACCUUUUUCAAUACCACAUCGGCAUUUCUGAACAGUAUGACAUCAUUCGGAAUUUUCACUACGCCCAUCAUGGCCAUCAAUGUUAUAGACUUCUACGUGGUUAGGAAGGGUCGUAUUUCAAUAGCUGACCUUUUCACGCAAAGCCCUGAGGGAGCUUUCUGGUUUUACCACGGUAUCAACUUACGCGCCUUAGCUGCGCUGCUAGUGGGAAUAGCACUUGGAUUACCAGGUUUGGUGUUUUCUGUUAAUACCGGGCUAAAACCCAAUACAGCGAUGAACAACUAUUACAACGGUUACACCUUCUUUUCAGUGAUAGUGUCAGGGGCUCUGUAUUACAUUCUAAUCCUGAUAUUCCCUAUCAAACAUCGUGUUGGUGUGUCGGAUGAAAAGGACUACUUCAAUGCCUUCAGUCCUGAAGAAUGUCUGAAACUUGGCAUGGAGCCCUAUUCUGAAAGAUUUGACACUGAGUACAUUGCAUUGGAAAAAGGCGAGGCAAAGGAUAUGGAGCGCGGUCAAAGAUCCGAAGAGAACAUGCCAGCGUCUCUGCAUUCUAGUAAAAGCGAACUUCCAAUAGUAGUGAUUGAGUCAGCGGCCCUAAAGAGCUAG